Molecule: messenger RNA, 2352 nt
Organism: Cladocopium goreaui
Lineage: Eukaryota; Dinophyceae; Suessiales; Symbiodiniaceae
Source: the annotation of a GenBank genome assembly
AUGGUGGAGGCGGCUCAGGCACAGCAUCUGGCAGAGGAAUUGGCGGCGCUGCGGGCGUUAACGGAGUUCCAACACCAGGAAAUGGUCGAGAAAUUGGAUUCCCGCUUCUUCUCUCUUGAGAAGUUGGUCAGGGAUGCGCCGCGACGACUAUCCUACAUGGAGCGAAGUGCCGAGAGCGACCGCCCUUGCCUUGGCAAGGAACACGAAUCCCUGGAAGUGCCGAGCUACGUCAGCUUCGCCAGUCACGACCUGAAGCUGAAAGCGUGCACAGAUUCCGCUGAUGCCCAGAUCUCGCGGAGGAAAUUCGCCAGUCAAAAGACGCGCUCCGACGCAGGAGGACAGAAAAUGCCGAACCGCGUGGCUACCAUGGUGCAGAAUCCGGCCUUUGAUGCCUUCUUUGGAUUUGUGGUGAUCACCAAUGCUGUUUUCAUCGGCAUUGAUUUGGAGAUGAGCACGUCGCCUGGAACACCUGAUCUGGGUAUGUACCUUGCAUUUCGCGUGGUUCAAUAUCUCUACACCUUUCUGUUCACCAUCGAAUUGCUGUUGCGCAUCCGUGCAGCUGACGGCCUCACGGGCUUCAUGUGGACAGAUGACUGGCACUGGAAUUGUUUGGACAUUUUUAUUGUCACCAGCUCCCUUUGGGAAAUCAUCGUCGACUUUACUCACAUGCUGGGGGAACAGGGUCUGGGCAGCCUGGCUGGCGUCUCCAGUCUGAAAGCCUUUCGGAUCAUUCGCAUCACGCGCGUUGUGAAGACGGUGCGGGUGAUCCGCCUCUUUCGCUUCGUUUUGAAGCUGCGGACCCUGAUUACCUCAAUCGCCUCAACGUUGACCUCGCUGUUUUGGGCCAUGAUCUUGUUGACGCUGGUGAUCUACGUGUUUGCGAUUCUAUUUGCCCAGACCGUGAAUGACUAUGUCCGGCAUCCGGACAUGAUGUCAGCCGUGAUGACCGAGCGGGACAAAUUGGCGGCGGAGCGUUACUUCAAGGACUUGCCGACGACGAUGUUGAGCCUGUUCAUGAGCAUCGCUGGAGGAGUGAGUUGGGAAGAGGUGAUUGCUCCAUUGAUGUCGAUAUCUUCGAUUUGGGCUUGGGUUUUUCUGUUUUACUUUUUUUUCACCUACUUUGCGGUGCUAAAUGUAGUAACAGCGGUUUUCUGUCAAAGCGCCAUUGACAGCGCGCAGAGUGACCACACCAUGAUGGUGCAGUCAAUCCUGGAUGACAAGGAGGCACAUUUGGAAAAGAUCAAGGCCUUGUUCAGCCAGAUGGCAUAUAACGAGGAGGGCGGCAUCACGUUUGCGAUGUUUGAGGAGAAGAUUAACAGCGCAGCGGUGAAGGAAUAUUUCGCUACUUUGGGGCUCGAUGUGUGGGACGCUUGGUCAUUUUUUAAGCUGCUGGAUGCAGAUGCUGGUGGCUCAGUCGAAAUUGAAGAAUUUCUGAUGGGUUGUUUGCGCCUUCGAGGGCAGGCCACUGCCAUUGAUGUUGGCAAAAUCCUGCAGGACCAAGAAUUCCUCAUCAAGAACCAAGACCGUUUUUUCGGUGUCCUGGACGCCGAGCUCCGAGAUUUGAAGAUGGAGUUAGCGACGCUGAGAUACGCUGCCAGCGGGUCAGACCCCUCGGGGUCGUCAGGUCGUCCGGAUUGGAGUGAACGCACCUGCAUUGCGAUCGGAAAGCUCUUUGCACUGGCGCUUCGCAACAUCCCAGAUCCUCCUCCAUUAGAUCAGCCAGCUCUUGUGAUGGGAGGGGCACUGCCCAAGCCAACUUUUGGCCAAGUGUCACCAACCAUGCCACCCACGUAUACCAUGAUGCCCACCAUUCCCGACCCACCAAAGUGGGGCGAACCACCUGUCUCUGGCCCUGCCCCUGUGAAGAUGUCACAAGAGCAGAUGAAGAGGAUGCUGGACCCAGUCUUGCGCUUUCUGAUGCGACCCGACCAGGUGUGCCAACAACUCUUUGUGGCCAUCGGCGCCACCACUCGGGUGGAAGGUCUGCUACGGAACUCCUUCAAGACGUCCUUUCGCAUUCCAAGUCCUGGGAUGAAGCUGCCGGGAAAGGAGGAUGCCAUGCUUCAAGCCAUGCAAGAGGCGGCCAACUUCCGAAAAGCCGCCACGAAGGCCCCCUUUGGGGCUCCACAGCGAAGUUUGGAGGGGUCUGACCAGCGGCAGGCACAUGCCGGAGAUAAGUGAUUGCCAUAGCUCGGGACCAGACUCAGACCUGGAUGCCAAAAAUUGAGCCGCUGUCGAGGGGGAAACUCACCGGGGAAACCGACUGCGACAUUGCCUGCUGAGAAUCAAAAACGAGUUUGGAACUGGGAAAAUCACCAUGCUUUCCGUGAAAUCAGUUGUAGUCAUAGUAUC